AUGCUGACAACAUGCGUUACAGUUUCUAUUAUAUUCGCUAUGCUAAUGUAUGAGAUAUCGUAUUCUGUCAAGGAGACAUUGAACGAGGAUGAUGUAACGACCGUCUCUAGUGUUCGAGACUAUGGACCAGUUAGCUAUGGUAUGUCACGAAAGGAGAACAACAACAUUCAAGAGGCUCUUUUUCCUUUAGCUGGUUCAGAAUUGGAAACUAUGUGA
Strongylus vulgaris is the source of this 216-nucleotide messenger RNA. NCBI's taxonomy places the organism in Eukaryota, Metazoa, Nematoda, Chromadorea, Rhabditida, Strongylidae. The record is from the annotation of a GenBank genome assembly.